UUUGUAACAAGGUGGUCCUUUAAGUUUAUUUCGCUACAAAGUGGUCCUUUAUCUUAACUAACGUUUGCACCGUUUACCUUUUCCACAACCUCCGUUCCAAAAACGCUUAGGUGGCAGUAACCAUUGCUGAUGUGUCAUUUAACUCUGGUGAACUAGUUAUUUGUCACAUGCCAAAAUAGGAUUAUCCCUAAUUUUCAGAUUAAACCUAAUUUCAAGUCGUGUGACUGAACCCAAAGCUUGAAGACGAAGACGACAAGCCACUGGAGACGAACACGAAGCGGCUUGGAGACGAACACGAAGCGGCUUGGAGACGAACACGAAGCGACUGGAGAAUCAUAACUCGUGUGAGCAAACGAAGCUGACCUAGGUAAUGGAUGGGUUUAAUGUUGAUUUUCACCAUGGGGGGUAUUUUGAUGGUGACAAAUAUGAAGGAGGGGAACUGACUAACUGGACGUGUGAUGGUGAUAGAUGGAGUUACUUUGAGAUCUUAGGGGUUGUGAAAGAGAUGAAGUACGAAGGGGUCUUGGAGAUGUGGUAUGACUUUGCUGGAACAUUGAAGCCGUUAGAAGAUGACUUUGGUGCAAUAGAAGCACUUAAUUGGUCCAAGACUAAUGGGAAGGUAAAAAUAUACAUUGUCCACCCUAUAUCUCAACCUGAAAUAAUAGUGACCCCUGAGGAAGACCAAACUGAGGCCCAAUUUGAGGCCCAAACUGAAACCCAACCUGAGGCCCAAAAUGACAACCAAACUGAAACCCAACCUGAGGCUCAAAAUGACAACCAAACUGAAACCCAACCUGAGGCCCAAAAUGAUGACCAACCUGAGGCCCAAAAUGAUGACCAACCUGAGGCCCAAAAUGAUGACCAACAUGAUGCCCAAGGUGAUCCACAAGUUGAUGUGCAACCUGAAAUCCAAACUGAUAACCAACCUGACAGUGAUGAUAGUGCAUUGGGGCACAGGUUUGAUGACUCAGAUGAUGAGGUCCUAAAUGAUGGAUUUGAUGAAGUAUUGGUAGAAGAAUGUGUUCAACCUGUAGAUGAAAUACUAGUAGAUGAAACACCUGUAAGUAGAAAGAGGAAGGGUGGGAGACCCAAGACCAGUAAGAGAGCAGGUAGUUCCAAGAAACAUAAGGGAAGACCAAAGAAAAAAAAAGUGUCUGAACUUGGUUCAAGGGAAGUAGAUGUUGAACCACCGAGUGAUGAGGAUGUUCUUGAAUUUGGAGUUAGGGAAAGGAGUACAGGUAAGAGGUCGUGUAAUGGUUUGUCAGAUUCUGACUAUGUAACUGAAGAGCUAGAAAGUCAAGAUGAAAUGAGUAGUGAUUAUUCAGAUGAGGGUGAGAAGGCUAAGCAUCCAUCAUUUGUUGCACCUAAGAAUUUUAAUGACUAUAAGUGGGUCUUAGGAACAUUAUUUUCAACAAAGGAGGAGUUUAAAGAAGCUGUUGCAAGUUAUGCUGUCCACAAUGGUAGGGAUUUAAGGUUUGUCAAGAAUGACAAAACAAGGGUAAGAGUGGGCUGCAAGGAAGGAUGUGGUUGGGUUGCUUUGUGUUCUAAAUUGUCUAAUGACGAUACAUGGCAAUUGAGAACAUUAAAUGACAAACACACUUGUAAUAGAGAGUUCAAUGUAAGGAUGUUUAACACCAACUGGCUUGGAAAGAAGUUAUACUCAACUGUUAGAAUUAACCCUCAUGUGAAGUUAACUGCUAUAUGUGAGAAAGUGCAUGAGAAAUGGAAUGCUGGUAUGAAUAGGAUGAAGGCUUAUAGAGCAAGGAAGGCAGCACUCAACAUUGUUGAAGGUUCAUUCAAAGAGCAAUAUAGAAGACUAUAUGACUACACACAUGAGCUGUUAAAGUCUAACCCAAACAGCACCAUCAAAUUGAAUGUACAAGCAACUGAACAUCAACCUGAAGAGCAUGUUAGCAGACCACUACUUCCAAGCUUUCAUAGGUUGUACAUGUGUCUGGAUGCUUGCAAGAAAAGUUUUCGUAUUUGUAGACCAAUAAUUGGAGUUGAUGGAUGUUUUCUAAAGGGUAAUUAUGGAGGUCAGAUACUUGCAGCAGUUGGUAGAGACCCCAAUGAUCAAAUGUUGCCCAUUGCAGUGGCUGUUGUUGAAGCCGAGACUAAAGACUCUUGGGCAUGGUUCUUUGAACUACUUGUCCAAGACUUGGGGGGUCCAGAAAUCUGCAAGAAUAUCACAUUCAUUUCAGAUCAGCAGAAGGGGCUGUUACCUGCACUAGAGGAGUUUUUACCUGGCGUUGACCAGAGAUUUUGUGUAAGACAUUUGUAUAGUAACUUUAGAAAGAAGUUUCCAGGAAAGCAAUUGAAGGAAAUCAUUUGGAGGGCAGCCAAGGCAACAUACCCCCAAGCUUGGGAAAGGGAAAUGAGGGAAAUGAGGAAGGUUAAUGAGGAGGCCUACAAACAUUUGUUGAAGGUCCCCCCAAGAUUUUGGAGUAAGUCUAUGUUUAAGUAUAGAACCAAAAGUGAUGUGUUAGUCAACAAUAUGUCUGAGACCUUUAAUAGUGUUAUAUUGGGUGCAAGACAAAAGCCUAUUGUAACAAUGUUAGAGGAAAUCAGAGGGUACCUAAUGGAUAGAUGGGCAACUAACCGGGCAAAGAUAGAGGAUUACAGUGAAUCUGUAUUACCAAGAAUUAAGAAGGGACUUGAAAGAAGACAAGAAAUAUCAAGGUUCUUUAUAGCAAGGUUGUCAGGUGACAUGAUUUAUGAAGUGAGGCAUACAAAUAUGACUGGAGAGAAAUACACAGUUGAUCUAAAGAAGUUUGAGUGCUCUUGUAGGAGUUGGAUGCUCACUAGCAUUCCUUGCUAUCAUGCAAUUAGUUGCAUCCAAAGUAGAUCCGAAAGCCCAACUGACUACAUUCCCUCUUACUAUAGGAAGGAUACUUACCAGGAUUGCUACCAACCAUUGAUUUAUCCAACAAAUGUGGAAAAAUUAUGGGAGUUGACACCAUAUCCUGAUAUACUUCCACCACCAACCAGAAGAGCACCAGGUAGGCCAAAAAGAAGGAGAAACAAGGAUGCUGAUGAAAAGAGGAAUGAUGCAACACAUGUUUCAAGAAAGGGGUUGCCAAACAAGUGCAGAGUAUGUGGUAUGUCUGGACACAACAAAGCAUCUUGUCCAGCUGCUCCAAGGCAAUCCCAAACUGUCCCGAAUGUGGAAUCCCAAACUGCCACUAAUGUUGAAUCACAAACUGCAACCAAUGUGGAAUCACAGACUGUCCAAUCUCAACCAAUAUCACAGACUGUCCAAUCUCAACCAAUCCAAAGAAUGCAAACAAGACAGUCAUCUCUAAGCCAGCCCCAAGUUGGUGAAGCCCCAACAACAAGAGUCCAGACACGACAAACCAUCACAAUUGCUCAGUUGCUUGCAAUGAGAAGGGCAAGACAAGGAUCAACUGCUGCAUUUCAGCCACCAACAAGCCAGAGACCAAAGCUGGCCAUAAAGAGAAAGGGAAAAUAG
This is a messenger RNA of Vicia villosa (hairy vetch), 3469 nucleotides long. RefSeq lists its product as uncharacterized. The record is from RefSeq and is a predicted model, not a curated record. The coding region runs from base 371 to 3469 and encodes 1032 amino acids. Gene Ontology annotation, molecular function: zinc ion binding. The transcript has 4 exons. NCBI's taxonomy places the organism in Eukaryota, Viridiplantae, Streptophyta, Magnoliopsida, Fabales, Fabaceae.